This is a messenger RNA of Sitodiplosis mosellana (orange wheat blossom midge), 2303 nucleotides long. RefSeq lists its product as uncharacterized. Lineage: Eukaryota; Metazoa; Arthropoda; Insecta; Diptera; Cecidomyiidae. Gene Ontology annotation, molecular function: transcription coactivator activity. The transcript is spliced from 7 exons. The record is from RefSeq and is a predicted model, not a curated record. Gene Ontology annotation, biological process: positive regulation of transcription by RNA polymerase II. Gene Ontology annotation, cellular component: RNA polymerase II transcription regulator complex. Bases 1273 to 2205 code for a protein of 310 amino acids.
UUGUGAGAAUGUGGUUUAGAAAAUAGAUUUCGCAUGCUCUUAUCAAAGUCGAGAAUUCCGUGACCAUUUAAAUGUAACUCAAGUCUUUGCGCAAAUUUGUCCCUCCCAUUCUAUGUUUUUGAAAUUUAUUCGAUUUUGGGCACACGUUCGAAGUCAUGAUGUUGUCAUUUUGUCAAAGUCAUGAGGCCAAGAACGUGUCGCAUCGUUAUCGACAAAAAUUAAAAGCAAAAACCGAUUUUACAUCGUUUUUCGAAAUCGAAGCGGCUUUGAUAUUUAAGCAAAUGAAUGAAGAAUGAUUUCAAAAGAAAAAGAAACAAUUCAAAUGAAAACAAAAUUUAUGAAUGAAGCAUUGAUGAAUUAGCAUAAACUGCUGAAGUUGUUCCAACAGCAUAAAAUUUUAUGCGGUUUUUAAAACAUGCGACGAAAUCAAAAUGAUGAAUAGAAAGUGUCACUAUUUAAUACAUACCGCCGAAAAAAAUAUGGAAAUGAUCGCAUUUUUGAGUGUCUGUCGAAAAAUGUGCCCUUUUAUUAUGUUCAUCUUUAAGCUCAAACGCACGAUGCAAAUUGAUAAAUUCAAAACAAAAAAAUUAUGUCACACAAACAAUUUUGGCAAACAAUUGGUUAUCUGGGAAUGACGACCUUUUGCCAGCCGUUUGCAUACGUAUAUGGAAGAAGUGCGUUUGCCCUAUGAAGCAUAAAAAUGUAUGAGCCAAUUCAAGAGGUUAUAAAACUUCGAUGUAACAAAUGUUCCAAUCAACUCAUAAUCAACAACAUGUGUUACGCUGAUGUCGAAACAUGCGGCGAUCACGAAUGUGCGUUACCGAUUUCAGCCGCUUAUUUUUUUUUUAGUAUCGGAAUAGAAAUGACCUAAGCCCAAUGCGAUGUAUCAAAAUGGAAAAAAAUGAAUUUUUAAUCAAUCAUUAUCAUUAUGUACGAAACUUGUUUCGGAACACUUUUGAUUGAAAGAUACGGUUAUUGGUCCAUGGUCAGGUUUUUUCGCGCUUUUUUUGAACGUUGAUUAUUCAACCGAAUUUCCGAUCGGUGUUGCUGUGGCCCCCUUCAUUUUCUCUUUCACACACCCGCAUUCCAGUGGUAAGCGGCUAACCCAAAAACAGGAGAUUGAUCGAACAUAUUUGAUUUCUAUUGAGUUUUUAUGUAAGAUUCGAUUUUUUUUCUCGAUUGCUCCGAUAUUUUUGGAACGGUAUAAAAGAUCGACGGCGUGGUGGCUAAGUCAUCAGUUUAUUGUCGUUUGUGCAAGGGACUACAUCAAAAAUGAAGGUAUUUAUCUGUGCUCUUGCUUUGGUAAGCUACGCUUCGGCUGGCUCUCAUGGAGGCAGCGGUGGAUAUAACUACCCAGCCCCUGCACCUCAACCAGUUUAUUCUGCCCCAGAACCGGUAGCUCUUCCACAAUCAAACUACUUGCCACCGGCUCAAUCCUACUCAGCUCCUGCUCCAGUUCACCAUGCUCCACAACCCGCUCCAGUUUACCAUGCUCCAGCACCUGCUCCAGUUUACUCUGCCCCUGCGCCCGCUCCAGUUUACCAUGCUCCAGAACCCGCUCCAGUUUAUCAUGCUCCAGCACCUGCUCCAGUUUACUCUGCCCCAGCGCCCGCUCCAGUUUACUCUGCCCCAGCGCCCGCUCCAGUUUACUCAGCACCAGCUCAAAGCUACGCACCAGCUCAAAGCUACUCGGCUCCAGCACCAACCCAGAUCGUCAAAAUCAUUCAUGAGGUUGCACAAGCCCCACAAUAUGCUGCACCAGCACCAGUCUACUCAGCUCCAGCACCAGUCUACUCAGCUCCAGCUCCUCAAUAUGCCUCAGCCUACGCUGCUCCAACCUCAGUGAAAAUCGUUAAGGUCAUUCAAGAACAAGCACAAUCACAUGGUGGAUUCAGCGGUGGAUACGCACCAGCACCAGCAGGACCAGAACUUGGACCAGUCCAAAUCAUCAAGGUCAUUUCACAAGGAUCAGGACACGGUCACGGUCACGGACACGGACACGGACACGGUCACGGACACGGACACGGCUCAUACGGUCCAUCAGCUCAACCAGAACAAAUCAUCAAGCUCAUCCAAGAACCAGCUCAUAACUACGGCCACGGCAACUUGGCUUCAGCUCCAGCCCCAGCACAAGUUAUCAAGGUUAUCAAGGAAACCGCCUCAGCUCCAUCAGGCGGUUGGGCUGCACCAUCAGGCGGAUGGUAAACACUUACCUUCGAUUAACUUCCAAGAUAUUAAAGCGAUUCGUGUAUGAAUUGACUUUUAAUCGUUGUUGAUCUUUUGUUGUAAAAGUACAAGAUAUU